AUGCGUCCAUCAACAGACACCAUCUCUACCGUCUCUACUCUGCGAGAUACGACGGUCAGACAUCGGAGCGCAGUCACUGAUAUAGCAAGUCCCACGCUAACCAACAGACUCGCCGCUGCUUUUCUUGAUGUUUCUCACCACCCAGGCCUGCAGGCAACGAGGGUUGAAGGCAGCGAGAAGGCGGAUAACCACGCGUCUCGGCCGGGUGUUCCUCCCACCCUCCCUCUCAACCUGCGCGCAAAGCGACUCAUCCCCGACACCGAGCCCGCCGGAUACGGCUCGGAGCCCUCCUUGAGCGCUGCGCAAGAGAUAGUCGCCAAAUACAAUGCGACACAGCCAGAUCAGCAGAUUAUCCGCGAUGGUGCCAGCUCCGACGAUCGACACUCCGUUCUCACCCUGGGCGGUGCUUCCGACGGACAAUCGACCAUAGGCCAUGGAUGGAGGCCUAACCCGAAAGUGCACUAUCGACGGUCGGAUAUGGUGGAUCUCAAUGCUGCUCAAUGCGAAGCUAUGAAAACUCUCCAGCGUUCCGGCGCAUCCAGCGGCGCCGACCUCAUCUGCCCGCGCCUCGGGUGCAAUAACCGUCUGCGCUCCGUCGAGGCGCUCAAGUACCACUUGCACAUCCACGAUAUCGGGACGCAGAUAGACUCGCGCAGUCGCAAGCCGUCCUCGUGUGGGUCCAGGAGCGUCAGCAGCUUCACUGUCCUGGGCGAGAAGACCCAACCCUCGAAGCACAUCUGUCCUUACUGUGGCGAGCAUUUCAAGGCUGGAUGGUUGCUCGACUUUCAUUCCUGCAACGCACUCAGCGAGACGCGCAGAAGGUGUCAAUCAACUUCAGCCUCCCUUAUGGGCGCCAUCAGUCGUAGCCGCAGAGCCAACCUCUCCUCAUCUACCUCGCCAAACCUUCACUCAGAUGUCCCACAGACUUUCGCUCCACGAAGGAGCGGCGAGUCAGAGAUGAGCAUCGCGCGGAGUCUCUCCACGGUCAUGUUCGCAGAGCCUUCUGUCGUCCCCCCUCCUCCUCGCAAGCGCCGCGACGUCGUACCCGACCCUCAAAGCCAAGGCCAGGGCCACAGACGCAAACAGAGCGGCAGCACACAACCGUACAGCCCGGUGUCCCAAUACUCGCAGGAUGUAUCCGUCAGAAAGAGCACCACCGCGAAACACGCCUCCGCCGUCGAAACCCUCGAGUUCUCUCGGCUACAUGCGAGCACCAACGAGGCCAACUAUUACGACCCCGGCCCGGCAGCAGCCAAUCUGCCUGCCAGCCGUCACGCGAGCAUGAGCAUUGACGGCGUCUUAUCUUUGCCGACGAGCCCGACGCUCGUCCCGCGCACGCUCGCCUUGUCAUCCGACCAAAGGAGCGCACCCUCGAGGUCGAGCAAGGUCGAGCCGAACAUCCCGGCGGUGUUCACCGUCCCGCAGGCGGGGCGAUCCGUGUUCUCGCCGGCCAGCAGCCAGGCGCCGCGCGGCGACUCGGAGAGUCGUGCGGGGGGCUUCGUCACAGGUACGGUGGAUUCAAGCGCGUAUUGUCGGGAAGAUGCUGCGUGA
This is a messenger RNA of Coniophora puteana RWD-64-598 SS2, 1551 nucleotides long. RefSeq lists its product as uncharacterized. Lineage: Eukaryota; Fungi; Basidiomycota; Agaricomycetes; Boletales; Coniophoraceae. The record is from RefSeq and is a predicted model, not a curated record. The transcript is spliced from 3 exons. Bases 1 to 1551 code for a protein of 516 amino acids.